AUGGGUAAUUAGCAAGGAGGUAUGAAUUUGGGUGGUUUUGGCAACCUUCCAAAUCAAAAAGAUAAACAAGAUUAAAAGAAGAAGGAUCAAAUGCCUAGAGAAAAGAAACCAGCUCCAGUUAGAAUUGGUAAAAAAAAGAAAAACAAAGGUGUUGAUACUGCUGUCAAAUUACCAUCAAUAACGCCUAUUUCAAAAUGCAGAUUGAGAUAAUUGAAAUUAGACAGAAUUAAAGAUUAUUUGUUAAUGGAAUAAGAAUUCAUUAGAAAUUAGGAAAGUCAAAAGUAAACUGUUGAAGAACUUGAUAACGAUGAAUAAGAAAGUGAAGAAAGAAAGAAGAUUGAAUAAUUGAGAGGAAGCCCUAUGCUUAUUGGAACUCUUGAAGAAUUCAUUGAUGAAGACCAUGCUAUUGUGUCUUCUAUUGGUCCUGAAUAUUAUGCUAAUAUUCUCUCAUUUGUUGAUAAAGAUUAGCUUGAGCCUGGAUCUACUGUUCUUUUAAACAAUAGAACUAUGGCAGUUGUUGGUAUUAUGCAAGAUGAAGUUGAUCCUAUGCUCAAUGUUAUGAAGGUAGAAAAAGCUCCUCUUGAAUGUUAUGCUGAUAUUGGUGGUCUCGAAUAAUAAAUUUAAGAAGUUAAAGAAGCAGUUGAAUUACCUUUAACUCAUCCUGAAAUCUAUGAAGAUAUGGGUAUAAAACCACCUAAAGGUGUCAUUAUGUAUGGUCCUCCAGGUACAGGUAAAACUUUACUAGCUAAGGCUGUUGCUAAUGAAACAAGUGCCACUUUCUUGAGAAUUGUUGGUUCUGAACUUAUUCAAAAGUAUGCUGGUGAAGGUCCUAAGCUCGUUAGAGAACUCUUCAGAGUCGCUGAAGAGCACGCCCCUUCUAUAGUUUUCAUUGAUGAAAUUGAUGCAGUAGGUUCUAAGAGAUACAAUACUAGCAGUGGUGGUGAAAAGGAAAUUUAAAGAACAAUGUUAGAACUUUUGAACUAACUUGAUGGUUUUGAUAGUAGAACUGAUGUUAAAGUUAUUCUUGCAACAAAUAAAAUUGAAUCACUUGAUCCUGCCUUAAUUAGACCUGGUAGAAUUGAUAGAAAGAUUGAAUUCCCAGUACCUGACAUGAAAACUAAGAAGAAAAUUUUUGAAAUCCAUACUUCUAAGAUGGCUCUUGGUGAAGAGGUCAACUUUGAUACUUUUGUUCACGUUAAAGACGAUUUAAGUGGUGCUGAUAUUAAAGCUAUGUGCACCGAAGCAGGUCUCUUAGCUUUGAGAGAGAGACGUAUGAAAGUAACCCUUGAUGAUUUUACCAAAGCCAAGGAUAAAGUUCUUUACUUAAAGAAAGGUGAUACACCUGAUGGCUUAUAUAUUUGA
Tetrahymena thermophila SB210 is the source of this 1362-nucleotide messenger RNA. Its product is annotated as 26S proteasome regulatory complex ATPase RPT2. Lineage: Eukaryota; Ciliophora; Oligohymenophorea; Hymenostomatida; Tetrahymenidae. The record is from RefSeq and is a predicted model, not a curated record. The transcript is spliced from 6 exons. Gene Ontology annotation, biological process: proteasome-mediated ubiquitin-dependent protein catabolic process. Gene Ontology annotation, molecular function: proteasome-activating activity; ATP hydrolysis activity; ATP binding. Gene Ontology annotation, cellular component: proteasome regulatory particle, base subcomplex.